GAAGACUUGAAUUUCGUCUCUUGAAAACAGUAUUAAUUCAAAUGAAUGUAUUUUAUUACAAAUAAAAAAAUUUUAAAAAUUAUUUGUUUAGAGAUGUUGAAGAAGGAAACCCUAGAAACAAUACGAGAGAAUUAAUUUGGCAUUUGGAAUCUAACUCCCUCAUAUAUUUAUUGCUAUUUGGGCUUCUUCUUAUUAAAUGUUAGCUUUUCAUUCAUUUUUUGUAAGAGUUUAAGAAGCAAGAAAGGAUUCCCAUACCAUACCAUUUGUUAAGAAGUGCAUAAUACAGAAAAUCGAGAAACGCAGCUACCUCAGCUCAUUCAUUCUCCUUUAAAUCUGAACUUUUUUUUUUUUUUUUUAUUAUUAUUAAUAUUUUUAUUUACACAUCCAGAUAUUCUCGCGAGCAACGAUUUUUUAAAGAAUCAAUUUCGGUUUACCAAUGUCUUAUUCAAAGACACUGUCUCGCCUUUUUUUUUCAUCCUUUCCCAAGAAUACAUCAAUCCCAUUGUUUAGAUCACACAUCUUCAAUAGUCAGAAGUCUUUAUCGUUCACAUCAAACCCAAAUCAUCGGCCCUGUGCAUCUUUCUUCUCUACUGCGACUUUUUCCUCUGCCAACAACCGGUUUCAUAAAAUGACUGAAAGAACAAACGUAAACGUUGCUAUUAUCGGUACUGGUACCAUCGGAGGUGAACUGAUAAACCAAAUCAGGGACUUUAAUGUCACUGCCUCCCAAAAAGGUACUCCUUCCUUCAACGUCGUCGCCAUUACCAGCACAAGAGGCUACUGCAUCUCCAAUGACUACAAACCCAUUGAUUUGACCCAAUGGAGAAAUUUACAUGCUCAAAACCAAGGUGCUCUCUCCGUUGACGUUUUGCUCGAUUUCCUUUCGAGUUCUCCUCUCCCUGCCAUCGUGGUUGACAACACUUCUUCCGACCUCGUGGCUAGCUCUUACCCCAAAUUUUUGGCCAAGAACAUUAGCAUUGCUACUCCCAACAAGAAGGGUUUCUCUGCAAAUGCCGAUGUCUACAACUCUUUGGUCGAGGCUUCCAAGACAAGUAAUGGUCAUUUGAUGCACGAGGCCUCCGUUGGUGCUGGCUUGCCCAUUAUCUCCACACUCAAGGAACUCAUUGCUACUGGUGAUGAAAUUCUCAAGGUUGAAGGUAUUUUCUCUGGUACUUUAUCUUACAUUUUCAACGUUUGGUCUCCCAACGGUAAGAAGGGUACUGCCUCUUUCUCUGACAUUGUUAAAAUUGCCAAAGAAAAUGGUUAUACUGAACCCGAUCCUCGUGACGAUUUGAAUGGUAUGGACGUUGCUCGUAAAGUCACAAUUUUGUCUCGUCUUGCCGGUGUUCAAGUAGAGUCUCCCAGUUCCUUCCCCGUCAAGUCUUUGAUUCCUAAGCCUUUGGAAUCUGCUGCUAACGCCGAUGAAUUUAUGGCUGGCUUGCCCAAUUACGAUGCUGAGUUCGCCAAGAUCCGUGACGAAGCUGAGAAGGAAGGAAAGGUUGUUCGUUUUGUCGGUGAAGCUGAUGUUGUCAACAAGUCAACAUUGGUCAAGCUUGAAAAGUAUGAUGCCUCUCAUCCUUUUGCUAACCUCCAAUCUUCUGACAACAUCAUCGCUUUCACCACCAAGCGUUACCAAGCACGCCCUCUGGUCAUCAUCGGUGCUGGUGCUGGCCCCGCUGUCACUGCAGCUGGCGUUCUUGGUGACAUGAUCAAGAUUAUGUCUCAAGUUCGUGCUGGUGAUGCUCCUAGCGCUUAAUCAACUUAUUUUUUUGGAUGAGGGUGUUUUGAUCAUAUUUAGAAUUUGAAAAAUUUAAAUUUUUUUUGUUUACA
This is a messenger RNA of Schizosaccharomyces octosporus yFS286, 1830 nucleotides long. Its product is annotated as homoserine dehydrogenase. The coding region runs from base 437 to 1756 and encodes 439 amino acids. Gene Ontology annotation, molecular function: aspartate kinase activity; homoserine dehydrogenase activity; NADP binding. The transcript is spliced from 2 exons. The record is from RefSeq and is a predicted model, not a curated record. Gene Ontology annotation, biological process: L-homoserine biosynthetic process; aspartate family amino acid biosynthetic process. Lineage: Eukaryota; Fungi; Ascomycota; Schizosaccharomycetes; Schizosaccharomycetales; Schizosaccharomycetaceae.